AUCAUCCAAUAUAUACAAUAUAAAGUCUUUCGUUUCAUCUUUCAUUUGCUGCUCACGCAAGGGUGUUCUUUGGUGCAGUUAGCCAUUGCUAUCAUCUGAAGUUUGUGGGAUCCUUGCUUUUGUUUUCACCACUACACUUUUGUUUCUUGUUCCAAUGUCCUUUCGUUUUUCUUGCUUUGUUUAGCUAAAAGAGGCAGCAAACUACAGAGAUUUUGGAGCUAAGAUGAGGUACCCUUAUCAGCCAGGUAACAUCAUGAAUGUGGUACAAAACCUCAUGGAGAGACUGAGGCCUCUUGUGGGUGUAAAAGGCUGGGAUUAUUGUGUUCUUUGGAAACUGAGUGAGGAUCGAAGGUAUAUUGAAUUGAUGGAUUGUUGUUGCGCUGGGACUGAGGCCACUCAAAAUGGUGGAGAAGACCUUCAGUUUCCUGUUUCUGCAGUCCUUCCUUGCAGGGAUGUCAUGUUUCAGCACCGAAGAACUAAAUCCUGUGAACUUCUUGCUCAACUUCCUUCUUCAAUGCCCCUAAACUCAGGGUUUCAUUCACAGGCCCUGAGCUCAAACCUGCCUAGGUGGUUAAACUUCUCUAGUAGCUCGGAUUCAAAUGUUCUUGAGGAAACUGUUGGAACUAGGGCCCUGAUUCCAGUGCCAGGAGGACUAAUGGAACUGUUCAUUGCUAAACAAGUACCUGAAGAUCAUCAUGUCAUAGAUGUUGUAACAUCUCAAUGCAACUUCCUAAUGGAACAGGAAGCCAUGAUCAACUCAACUAAUAUGGAUUCAAGUUUAUCAAUUGAUGUGACUGGUAUGAGUGAAAACCAAUCAAAUCCAUUUCUUGCCAAUGAAAAUGAACAAGAGGAUCAUCACAAUUUGAAUAUUCCAUAUGAUACCUCCCUUGAUAGACUCCACAUGUCUAGUUCUCCAAUGAACAACUUCAUGCACCAGUUCAAUUACAGCACUGACGAAACCAAAACAAAAGGCGAUCUCCUUCAAGGAGUAGAGAGUGGGCUACAAGAUAUGGAUGAUUUGCAGAAUUCCAUGAUGGCUAAUGCAGAAAGCACGCAGAUGCAAUAUAUGGAGUCAGGUUUAACAACCAAGGAUCAACAUGGAAAUGACAAAGAAUCAAUAAAACUAGAGAAUGGGCCUUCAGCAGAAUACUCACACUCGGAUUGCAACGAUGAUGAGGAUGAUGCAAAGUAUCGGAGGAGGACUGGGAAAGGACCUCAAUCAAAAAACCUAGUUGCUGAGAGGAAAAGGAGGAAGAAGCUUAAUGAUAGGCUCUAUGCUCUCCGGUCCUUGGUUCCCAACAUUUCAAAGCUGGAUAGGGCUUCCAUACUUGGAGAUGCGAUCGAAUUUGUGAAAGAGCUUCAAAAGGAAGCGAAAGAACUCCAGGAUGAGCUUGAAGAGAAUUCAGAUGAUGAGGGUGCUAAAAACGGGAACAACAACAAUAUGCCACCAGAAAUUCUGAACCAAAAUGGAGCUAAUCUUGGUGCAUACAGGUCUGAUUAUGCUGUGAAUGGAUUUCAUGUGGAAGCAUCAGGCAUUAGUACUGUUUCAAAACAAAACCAAGACUCAGAAAAUUCUCACGAUAAGGGACAUCAAAUGGAGGCGCAAGUGGAAGUUGCUCAAAUAGAUGGGAAUGAGUUCUUUGUUAAGGUAUUCUGUGAGCACAAGCCUGGAGGAUUUGUGAGAUUAAUGGAGGCUUUGGAUUCUCUUGGCUUAGAAGUUACAAAUGCUAAUGUGACCAGCAAUAGAGGCCUGGUUUCCAAUGUCUUAAAAGUAGAGGUAAAUAAAGACCAUCAGAAGGACAGUGAAAUGGUUCAAGCAGACUACGUAAGGGACUCUUUGCUGGAGUUAACAAGAGACCCACCAAGAGCGUGGCCUGAAAUGCCUAAAGCAUCAGAGAUUUGCUGUAGUGGGAUGGACUAUCCUCACCAUGAUCACCACCUGCAGAAUGGCCACAUGAAUUACAACCACCAUCACCUCCACCAACUUUGACCAUAAUCUGAUCCGUUUCAGAUGAGAAAUGUUACACAUAUAUAGACUCUAACGUUUCCUUGUAUUUUUCUUUCAAACAUAUGGAAUAAUUGGGUGAUCUGCAAGAAUCUUUUCUAAGACAAUAUAGUACGUAUGGCUGCUUGGUUUCUAUCAAAUGUUUGUGUUUUCCUCAU
Molecule: messenger RNA, 2163 nt
Organism: Populus euphratica (Euphrates poplar)
Lineage: Eukaryota; Viridiplantae; Streptophyta; Magnoliopsida; Malpighiales; Salicaceae
Gene: AMS
Product: basic helix-loop-helix (bHLH) DNA-binding superfamily protein
Exons: 9
Coding region: 224-1990 (588 amino acids)
Biological process (GO): regulation of DNA-templated transcription
Cellular component (GO): nucleus
Molecular function (GO): sequence-specific DNA binding; protein dimerization activity; DNA-binding transcription factor activity
Source: RefSeq, a predicted model, not a curated record